CCAAAAUAUGGCGGCUUCGUCGGAUUUAACGAUGUCUUCACAAAAUAUAAAUCUAAUUGAUGAGUUAGAAUCAUCAUUUUUGAACUGCAUGUCAUUGAUGACCAGUCAGGAGCAGUAUAAUGUGCAGGAUUCAGAAGAAACAAAAACAAGUAUAGAAAAUGCCAUGCAGAGGUUUUUGGAGCUUUCCAGGCAAACAGAGGCAUUUUUCUUGAGGAAGAGAAUGCUCAUUACAUAUCAGAAACCAGACCUGCUUGUCAAAGAUGAAAUAUUAGAUCUAAAGGCGGAGUUAGUUCGUAAGGAGCAGUUGCUAGAGCGUCAUGCGGAGAAGUUUAAGCGCUGUCAACUCCUUAUGAAAGAGCGAGAGGGAACCAGUCCAUCUGUGCAUGCUGGAUCAGGGCACCAGUCGGCCAUGCAGAGUGUCAACUCCCACCAGACCCCACCCCCUCAGCCUCAGGGCCUUGGGGCAACUGGUGCCAUGCCUGUAGGCCACCUGCCACCCUAUAGCCAGCCUCACCACCUACCGGGAAUGGGUGGGCAGCAAGGUGGAUCAAUGGCCCCGGGUUCCGGCCCAUAUCAGGGGUAUCCGACCACCAUGCAUGGGCAGGGGCCAGGUGGAAUGCCAGGACCAGGUAUGCAGUCACACUCAAUGGGCAUGGGCCCCCGCCCCCAGCCCCCUCCCUCCUACCCACAAGGCCCUCUUGCCUAUCUGGAACAAACAACGUCUAAUAUUGGCCUCCCAGACAGGCGCUGAGGAGCAAGGCUGCGUGGUUCAAUACCUAAAGGCAUGGUUGUUGACAUGAAUUUGUAUGCCCCGAUUGUGUUCAUUUUGAUGAUGUUUCUGUCAAAGCUGGUUAAAGAUUCUGUGAAUCACCAGUAGUUUAAAUAAGCACAAGUCUGCAAGCUUGCUUAAAUUUCAGAUUUAAUAUAGCAGUAUGUGUUGACAAUUUUGAUUCCAAGCACUAGUAUAAGAAUUAAGGCUUCUUAUAAAGUCUUUAUUUGGAUGACUGUGUGAAACAGAAUCUGGACUGGUUUCCACUUGCAUACAUGGAGGCGGUAGAUUUCUUGACUUCAGGAACUUAAAUGCAAGCUGAACAUGAUGUUGUGCUUGUCCUAAGAAUGAUGGAUGCUCUAUUGUUAAAGUGACCCUCAUAUUUAAAAUCAAAACAUUCACAUGUGUGAUAAAGAUAAAUUUUGAGUGAUAAACCUUCAACCACUUACUAAAUAAUGCAUUUAUCUUGUAACAAGAUUGUAACCAUCUAUUUAAAGGCUGAAAAAUUGCAAAUAUUAAAUGAUUGGUGAGUGCUAAAAGAUUUACAAUGUUGAACUAUCGUCUCUUAAGGUAGAAAUAUUUCUGCACCUUUCUUUGAAAUAAGGCAAGGAAUCUUUCAUAAGAACCAUUAUUUUCAAUAUUUAUUCACCUUUUUCGAUAACAAUUGUAUUAAUUGUUGUAGAUCUUAUUUGGGAGUAAGAGUGCAUCUUUAAUGUUAUUUUAAUCUGUUCGGCCAUCAUGUCAAUGAGCGUAUGACAAAGUUUGUAAGGUUAAGAAUUUUAUAUUAGUAUGAACUGAGUGGCUCCAAUUAUAUUGGUAUUUUACUUUCAUAAUGAAAUAAACUUUAACUGACUUACAAAGCUAGCAUUUCAGACACUUGGACAGAAUAAGUACACAUGUAUGGGCAUAAUAUCUUGGACAAGUUCAAUAACCACUUAUAUUGCUCAAGUCACUCAAGAGUAAUUGCCCUUUAAUUAUAGAAAUCUCCUUAAAUUGGACUUGUCUGAUCAAUAACUUAAGAAGCCUUUGUCUAACCAUAAUCAAAUUUGUGCAGAAUGUGUAUUGGCAUAAUAUCUCAGACAAGUUUGAUAACCAGCCAUGACGGUAUUUUCAUUCAACAGUUAUCGCUCUUGAGCUAUAGAAAUUACGUAAAAUUGGUCUUGUCUGAUCAAUAACUUUAGAAGCUUUUGUCCAAAAAGAGUAUGGGCUAAUUUGGGAUAGUUGGCGCUCUUGUUUUCUUUUUUUCUUCUGUCAUUCAAUAUGUUUGCCUAGUUUUUAAGAUAUAUGAAACAUAAAAGUUGUUGAAAUAAACAUUUUCAUCCUUAAUUUAGUAUAGAAAUAUGCUUUCGAGUACUUUGGAUUUGAUUUUCUAUGAUGGUUUUUCAUAUCGAUAUGAUUAUGAUUAAUGAAAUUUGUCUGAUUAUUCAACACUUUAUGAUGGCAAAGAAUCUUUAUAUUUUAGUCACUUUCCUGAGAGCUCAUUUCUUGAUAAAUUGAUUAAAUAAAUUAAUAAUCUUUUUUUCUGUAUUAAUCUAAAUUACACUCACUUAUUUGAUAAAGUAAAUAAAUAUCUCAGAUAAGUUUGAUAACAAUUUCUCUGAAAGGAUUUUCGAUUACAGCGCUCUUUAUUUCUGUAUAUAUAUGUUAAUGUGCAUAGUGUUGAUCAAAUUCAUCGUAGAAAUGGAAAAUAAAAAAAUAACAAAUGUA
Molecule: messenger RNA, 2476 nt
Organism: Mya arenaria
Lineage: Eukaryota; Metazoa; Mollusca; Bivalvia; Myida; Myidae
Product: mediator of RNA polymerase II transcription subunit 28-like
Exons: 5
Coding region: 8-751 (247 amino acids)
Cellular component (GO): mediator complex
Source: RefSeq, a predicted model, not a curated record